Messenger RNA from Empidonax traillii (willow flycatcher), 280 nucleotides. RefSeq names its product EVI5-like protein. The record is from RefSeq and is a predicted model, not a curated record. The transcript is spliced from 4 exons. The annotation marks the transcript as partial. NCBI's taxonomy places the organism in Eukaryota, Metazoa, Chordata, Aves, Passeriformes, Tyrannidae.
CGGCUCCGAACCGAGAACCGGCUCCUGAAACAGCGGAUUGAGACCCUCGAGAAGGAGAGCGCGGCUCUCGCCGACCGCCUCAUCCAGGGCCAGGUGACGCGGGCGCAGGAGGCGGAGGAGAAUUACAUCAUCAAGCGGGAGCUGGCCGUGGUGCGGCAGCGCUGCAGCAGCGCCACCGAGAACCUGCAGAGAGCACAGAGCACCAUCCGCGAGCUGCAGGGGAACCCCCGGGUCAGUGAGGAGCUCUUGACCCCCCUGCAGACAAUGGGGGUGACAAUGG